CAGCUCUCUCUUCCUCACUGAGAGAGUCACUCCAUCAGAGAGUGGCUGUGUGCUGGCAUCCAGGAGGUAGGGGCUGAGGAUGGGGAAAAUCUCGGGGACCCAGAAGACCAUGUCCUGCCUGAAAGCCCGGCCUGAAGGCCCGAAGGACCUGCCCUAACACAGCCCCGGCAGUUGCCUGGUGAUUCCUACUUUGGCCUUUCUCUGCACAGCAGCUUCUCAACAUGAGAAACAGUCUCCACUUGACCUUCCUGUGUCUGAGCCUCUUCACUGGAAGGAUGUGCAGCCAGGGGAAUCGGUUUUCCAUGGAGGUCAGCAGAAGUGACAAGCUCUCCCUGCCUGGCUUUGAGAAUCUCACUGUAGGAUAUAACAAAUUUCUCAGGCCCAAUUUUGGAGGAGAACCAGUUCAGAUAGCCCUGACUCUGGAUAUUGCAAGUAUUUCUAGUAUUUCAGAGAGUAACAUGGACUACACAGCCACCAUCUACCUCCGACAGCGCUGGACGGACCAGCGGCUGGUGUUUGAAGGUAACAAGAGCGUCACUCUGGAUGCCCGCCUCGUGGAGUUCCUCUGGGUGCCGGACACGUACAUUGUGGAGUCCAAGAAGUCCUUCCUCCAUGAAGUCACGGUGGGAAACAGGCUCAUCCGCCUCUUCUCCAACGGCACCGUCCUGUAUGCGCUCAGAAUCACGACGACAGUUGCCUGUAACAUGGACCUGUCUAAAUACCCCAUGGACACACAGACAUGCCAGUUGCAACUGGAAAGCUGGGGUUAUGAUGGAAACGACGUGCAGUUCAGCUGGCUGAGAGGCAACGACUCUGUGCGUGGCCUGGAAAACUUGCGGCUUGCUCAAUAUACCAUCCAGCAGUAUUUCACCUUAGUCACCAGAUCGCAACAGGAAACAGGAAAUUAUACGCGAUUGGUCCUGCAGUUUGAGCUUCGGAGGAAUGUCCUGUAUUUCAUUUUGGAAACCUAUGUUCCUUCUACUUUCUUGGUGGUGUUAUCCUGGGUUUCGUUUUGGAUCUCUCUAGAUUCUGUUCCUGCAAGGACUUGCAUUGGAGUCACCACCGUAUUGUCAAUGACCACACUGAUGAUUGGGUCCCGGACCUCUCUUCCCAACACCAACUGCUUCAUAAAGGCCAUCGACGUGUACCUGGGGAUCUGCUUUAGCUUCGUGUUUGGAGCCUUACUGGAAUACGCGGUUGCCCACUACAGCUCCUUACAGCAGAUGGCAGCCAAAGAUAGGGUAAGAAUUGGGAUGCCGAAGGGCGUGGAAGAAGUCAACAUCACUAACAUCAUCAACAGCUCCAUCUCCAGCUUGAAACGGAAGAUCAGCUUUGCCACCAUUGAAAUUUCUGGGGAUAACGUUGACUACAGCAACUUGACUAUGAAAACCAGUGACAAGUUCAAGUUUGUCUUUCGAGAUAAGAUGGGCAGGAUUGUGGAUUAUUUCACGAUUCAAAACCCCAGAGUCUCAAUAUGGACGGUUGCCACCAACUCUUGCAGCAUCGAGUCCGUUUCUAUCUGCUACUCUUUCCCGGCAGCAGACCCCCUGCAUCCUUCUAAGAGGAGCUUUUAUCUCUAUGCUCUAAUGACCAGGAGUGAUGCUUAUUAGAUAACGAGCUACAUUUCCUAGGAACAAGUGGCUCAGCACUAGUAAGCUUGGCCACGCUCAUGGCCCUGACCUUCCAAGCUGGACUGCUUUGAGUGGCUUCUCCUGCACGAACAGGAGAAUGUUGGCCCUCUGUCCUGAACUUUCUGAGUUAACAGCGGGACUUGAAUCAGAACCUACACUGAGGCUGCAGGUCAACUGUCUUUUCCAAGUCCAGCCACUCUCCCCCUAAAAUAAGAAGCACAAACAUGCCUCUCUCCUCGCUCCUUGACCAAGCUCGGCCAACAGCACUGUAAGAGGUGAUGUGUGAUGGUGCAAUGAUAAAGGUUUCCCGUUCCACCUCAACCACUUAAAGAAACUUGCUGUCUUUAAUUCUUUAGCUUCCUUUUCUAAUAAAUGUAUGUCUUUAAGCUUCCUUCCAGAAAUAAACCAGGGCUUUGUAAGAUCAUCUUUCCUCUAUCACCCCCUGUACCACAUUCUUUUUCCCAUUCUUUUUCCCAUUAUGAUACUUCUCACAAUUCAGUUUCUAUGGGUUUGAUCACCUCCGCCUUCAACAAAAUGUUUCUUAUGGGAAUGGAGGGAUUAAACGAAGUGGAAUGUGGUUGUAUGGUUCAAGUAUAUUUGUGAUUUAAAAAAAUAGGUUUAAAAGAAAAUAUCUCUGAAACCCCCUUCAAGCAUUAUAUAAAGAAAACUGUAAAUCUAUGAAGCUGUGAAAUAAAUAUAGCAUAUUAGCUACCCAC
This is a messenger RNA of Rhinolophus ferrumequinum (greater horseshoe bat), 2347 nucleotides long. RefSeq names its product gamma-aminobutyric acid type A receptor subunit pi (gene GABRP). Gene Ontology annotation, biological process: chemical synaptic transmission; monoatomic ion transmembrane transport; regulation of membrane potential. Gene Ontology annotation, molecular function: extracellular ligand-gated monoatomic ion channel activity; neurotransmitter receptor activity; GABA-A receptor activity. Gene Ontology annotation, cellular component: synapse; GABA-A receptor complex; neuron projection. The transcript has 11 exons. The record is from RefSeq and is a predicted model, not a curated record. Lineage: Eukaryota; Metazoa; Chordata; Mammalia; Chiroptera; Rhinolophidae. The coding region runs from base 222 to 1610 and encodes 462 amino acids.